This is a messenger RNA of Quercus robur (English oak), 1127 nucleotides long. Its product is annotated as glycerophosphodiester phosphodiesterase GDPD6-like. The annotation marks the transcript as partial. Gene Ontology annotation, biological process: lipid metabolic process. The transcript is spliced from 7 exons. Gene Ontology annotation, cellular component: vacuole. Gene Ontology annotation, molecular function: glycerophosphodiester phosphodiesterase activity. NCBI's taxonomy places the organism in Eukaryota, Viridiplantae, Streptophyta, Magnoliopsida, Fagales, Fagaceae. The record is from RefSeq and is a predicted model, not a curated record.
CAUUGCUGUUUGUACUUGACAGAGUUUGUCCUUGUUCCUUUUCUAGUUCUUCUAACUAUUGAAAGCUGUGUUGGAAGAACACUUCCAAGUAAAUUAUCUGAUAGUACUAAACAGCCCCUACAAACAUCUCGACCAUAUAACAUUGCUCAUCGAGGUUCAAAUGGAGAGUUUCCUGAAGAAACUGCUGCUGCAUACAUGAGAGCUAUUGAAGAGGGGGCAGAUUUCAUAGAAACAGACAUCCUCGCCACUAAAGAUGGUGUGCUGAUAUGCUCCCACGAUGUAACACUUGGUGAUAGAACAAAUAUUGCAAACUUUAGUCAGUUUGCUGAUAGAAAAAGAACCUACGAGGUUCAAUAUGUGAACAUGACUGAUUGGUUCGUAGUUGACUUUACACUGGAAGAAUUGAAGUUAUUAGGGGUGAACCAACGGUUCAGUUUUCGAGAUCAACAAUAUAAUGGGAAGUUUCCAAUUAUCACCUUCGAAGAGUACAUAUCAAUUGCACUGGAUGCAAAAAGAGUGGUUGGAAUAUAUCCGGAAAUAAAAAAUCCUGUUUUUGUCAAUCAACGUGUCAAAUGGUCAGAUGGGAAGAAGUUUGAAGACAAAUUUGUGGAGACACUGAAGAAAUAUGGAUACAAAGGUUCAUAUGGUUCAAAAGAAUGGCUGAAACAACCUGCCUUUAUUCAGUCAUUUGCUCCAUCUUCACUCACAUAUGUUGCAAACCUCACUGAUUUGCCCAAAGUUUUCUUAAUUGAUGAUGUGACAAUACGAACAGAAGACACCAAUCAGACAUAUUAUGAGCUUACUUCAGAUAGCUAUUUGGAUUUUAUAAAGAACUAUGUGAUUGGAAUUGGACCAUGGAAGGAUACAGUUGUUACUACAAAAAACAAUUAUUUGGAUGAAGUAACUGAUCUUGUUGCCAAAGCACAUGCUCGUGGCCUACAGGUGCACCCAUAUACUUUCCGGAAUGAAAAUUCUUUCCUACACUUCGACUUCCACCAAGAUCCAUAUGUUGAAUAUGAUUACUGGAUAAACAAGAUUGGAGUUGAUGGACUCUUCACUGAUUUCACAGGAAGCCUCCAUAAUUUCCAAGAAAAGACAUCCCCUCUCUCCUAAAAAUUAAGAUAGUA